AUGGUCUCCAGAUCAUUGCCCGAAGACAUUAUAAGCAAACUAAGAGUGAGCUUUGAUGCACUAAAAGUUGAACAAUACAAGCAGAUAUUUUUAGAUAUAUCUUGUUUCUUCAUAGGAGUAGAAAAACAUUCCGCCAUAACAGUUUGGGAGGAGUCCGGAUGGAGUGGGGAGUGUAGUUUGCAGACACUUGUAAAUAAGUGUUUGGUUGAGGUAGAUGAGCAAAACUGCUUGAGAAUGCAUGAUCUGCUGAGAGAUUUGGGAAGGGACAUUUCAAAGACAAGUUCACCGUACCGCCUUUGGUCACCGCAGCAAGUUACCUCCAUUUUUGAGAAACAGAGAGAGGGAAGCGUGCUGAUUCGGGGAAUUAUAGCCUACACAGAUGAGUUUUAUAAAGCUUUUCUGGAGCUUGUCAGAGAAUCAGGUAUAAGGUUUCGGCAGAACGAGGGUUUCAAAAUCCUGGAUGUUGAAAACAAUUAUUUUACAGAAGAAUUAGUAUCACUAUCAGAAGGCUUUGUCUCGGUGCGAUGGGCCAACUUUCCGCAUGCAGAUCUUCCGUUAUGGUUUAAGUUGGAGAAGUUGAGAGUUUUAGAACUUUUUGAGGCUUCUAAAUUAGUAGAACUGUGGAGCGAGAGUGCGGUUGUAAGUAUUGCAGAAGGAACGUGGCUGCAGCCUCCUGUGCAGUUGAGAGUGCUGAGAAUCAAUCAUGCCAGAAGUUUCCUGAGAUUUCCAAGGUCAAUAGGAUUUCUAAAGCAUUUAAAAAAGAUGUAUUUUGAUGGCCAAGGAGCUCCUAUUGAAGGUUUACCAGAUGAGUUUUGCUGUCUCCAAUCGCUGGAGCGCCUGGAGUUAGUUGGAUGUGAUAAGCUAAAAUCAUUGCCUAGCAAGUUCGGUGAUCUGACAAAUCUGCAGCAUCUAAUUUUGAGACAAUGCCGUGGGAUCGAAGGUUUACCAGAAGAUUUUGACUGCCUCGAAUCACUGAAGGAGUUAGUGUUAAGUGAUUGUCAUAAGCUAAAAGCGUUGCCUAGCAAGUUCGGCAAUCUAAAAAAUCUGCAGACGCUAAAUUUGAAUAAAUGCAGUGGGACUGAAGGUUUACCGGAAGAGUUUGGCCGCCUACAAUCACUGGAGGAGCUCACUUUAAGUUGUCAUAACCUAAAAUCGCUGCCUAGCAAGUUCGGCGAUUUGGCAAAUCUGAAGGAUCUAAAAAUAUCGUUCCGCCGGAAGCAUUUGUGCCGCUUUCUAGCCUUAAUAAGCUUUAUACUAGUCUUUCCAACAUGCCAGAAAUUCAUAAGCCUACGUGGUCUGGCCAAGCUGCAGAGUCUGUGUGUGGACGACUGUGAAGGGCUCAGGAAAAUAGAAGGAUUAGAAAAUUGCAGUUCAUUAGAGGUGCUGAUUUUAGAUACCCGUGCGGAAGUGCCAGUGAUAGAAAAUAUAAAUAUGAUGGAUAUGGAGAGUUUGAGGUUGGUGGAGAUCGUACCAGAAUGUCAACGGCUAUCAGCAUGUGGAGCUUGCCUUCAAACAAUAAAUACAGAGAAAUGGCCAUCCGGAUUAAUGAUAGGUGUAAAGAGUGUGCCUAGCGUGGAGGCGAUUGUGAACUCUACUUCCUCUCCUGCUCUCACUUUGGUUGACUCGUUCCACCGGCAGAAGAAGAAAUUUUAUUCUGCGCGCAACGAGAAUUGUUGGUGGUAUGUGUUUUUGACAGAGCGUCCUGCCAACGCGGCAGCGAUGAUAUGCCUUGUUAUAGAUUGUCAUGGGGAGGACUUUCUUAAGGUGACUAGUGUUAUAGAUCCCAAUUAUGAUAGUGGAGGCUUUUGGCGAGAACGAGAAUAUGGUGUAAUGUAUGUGGGGGUUGAAAAAUGGGUAUGCAUAGGUGUCUUCACUGCAUCUUCACUCGUGGGAAGCCAAGUCUCUUCCUCUCUACAGGAUCCGCUCGAUCUGGAUGAAACUAUGGUAGAGAUGGGAAUAUUAGUGAUGGGCGAGGAAAGUAAAGUUGUGGAUGCUUUUCUUCGAUUAGUACAAGAUUUGGGAAAAGCAUAA
Molecule: messenger RNA, 2031 nt
Organism: Cryptomeria japonica (Japanese cedar)
Lineage: Eukaryota; Viridiplantae; Streptophyta; Pinopsida; Cupressales; Cupressaceae
Product: disease resistance protein Roq1-like
Exons: 5
Coding region: 1-2031 (676 amino acids)
Biological process (GO): defense response to fungus
Molecular function (GO): protein binding
Source: RefSeq, a predicted model, not a curated record